Messenger RNA from Nomascus leucogenys (northern white-cheeked gibbon), 2407 nucleotides. It is a transcript of the gene SAMD7, whose product is annotated as sterile alpha motif domain containing 7. The record is from RefSeq and is a predicted model, not a curated record. NCBI's taxonomy places the organism in Eukaryota, Metazoa, Chordata, Mammalia, Primates, Hylobatidae. Gene Ontology annotation, molecular function: protein binding.
GGGCUUAACAUCUUUUAGCCUAUCUGUAGAGGAUAUCAGAGGGCAAAGUUUCUGUCAUGAAAUAGGACUAAUCAACUUAGUUGAAUUUGUAUUUAAAGCAAGGUUAAACUGAAUUAAGACCAUUUUUGAAAGAAUUGUCAGAUGUAUCUUUCAACCUGCAGCCAGAGAAGCUUCUGCAGUUGAAGGCCAGAAAGUCUUUGUAUGGUUCUUCCAUCUGCAAUAUCAAAGACAAGAAGCCUUCGUAGAGGAUGGCCUCCUUUGGGGAUUCCAAAGUAAGACAAUCUCAUCUCCUUUUGGUGAUUCAUCUCCACGGCUUUUCCUAAAGGUAACAUGUAUGAGGAAGAGAGGUGAACUCCAUUAGUGGCGAGAGAUAUUGAAGACAAACCCGGUGAUGGCUGUGAACCCUUUAUUGACACCAACAGGGCAGCAGACAAUCCCACUGAUCCCCUCACCAUUUGGGCCUCCAACUGUGGACAGAGAGGUAUUGCCUUCCACUGUAGCUCCAACUGACCCAAGACAGUUUUGCGUUCCUUCCCAAUUUGGAUCCUCUGUUCCACCAAACGCAAAUAUGCCAAAUGUGUUGUCCAGUCGGAUCUACCCAGGUUGGGGCAUUUUACCACCUGAAUCCAUAAAGGCAGUGGCCAGAAGGAAUGAAAUGAUUCAAAGGCAUCAUACUGCCAGGACAGAAAUGGAAAUGUAUGCUAUUUACCAGCAAAGGAGAAUGGAAAAAAUUAAUCCCAAGGGACUAGCAGGCCUAGGGAUACCCUUCCUCUAUGGCUCCGGUGUCCCAGCUGCCCCCGCUGCCUACCAUGGCAGGAGCAUGCUCCCUGCUGGUGACCUGCAUUUUCACAGAAGCACCCUCAGAAACCUUCAGGGAAACCCCAUGCUAGUGGCAACCGCACCACACUUUGAGGAGAGCUGGGGGCAGAGAUGUCGUCGACUCAGGAAAAAUACAGGGAAUCAAAAAGCUCUAGACAGUGAUGCUGAGAGUUCCAAAAGUCAAGCAGAAGAAAAAAUCCUAGGUCAGACUCAUGCAGUUCCCUAUGAAGAGGAUCAUUAUGCAAAAGACCCAGAAAUUGAAGCACCCAGCAACCAGAAGUCAAGUGAAACGAAUGAAAAGCCAAUGACAGCUCUUGCCAACACCUGUGGAGAGCCCGAGCCCGAGCCCGAGCCCGAGCCCGAGCCCACCCAUAGGAAACCCUGGGGGUCUCACACCACUACCCUGAAAGCAAAGGCCUGGGAAGUUGGGAAAGAGGAGGCUUCAGAGCAGAUUUUUGCAACCUGUGAUGAAAAGAAUGGGAUUUGCCCUCCAGUUCCUCGACCAUCUCUGCCAGGAAUACAUGCACUGGUUACAACUGGGGGGAAUCUUUCUUUGGAUGAAGAUAUUCAGAAGUGGACCGUGGAUGAUGUGCACAGCUUCAUUAGCAGCCUUCCAGGUUGUUCAGACUAUGCUCAGGUAUUUAAAGAUCAUGCAAUUGAUGGAGAAACUUUGCCAUUACUCACAGAAGAGCAUCUUCGAGGCACUAUGGGAUUAAAGCUAGGGCCAGCACUAAAAAUUCAAUCACAGGUAUCUCAGCAUGUGGGAAGUAUGUUCUACAAGAAAACUCUUUCAUUUCCUAUGAGACAAGCAUUUGAUCAACCAGCAGAUACAUCCCCUCUUCUGGAUUCUAAUUCCUGGAGUGAUACAAUGAGCAUUUUUUGUCCCCAGGAUACAAUAAUUCCUAAAGGAAUUGAGCGAGAUAGUAUGAGAAACUAAAAGCCCUCAAGGAGGAAGAAUCGUCUUAGCCAGUUUUCCAAAGAGCCUAGGAUAUUACAAAGGAUGUGUGAGGAUUUCCCAGGACUAGAUGGAGAAUAAGGAGAGAAAGUCAGCCUUCCUGGAGCUGUCACAAAGGAGACUUGCCCAAGGGGCUUCCCUGCCAGGGCUGAAUGACCCCAGCACCAAAUGACUGGAGAUGCAUCCUUAGGAGCAAAUGCUAACGAAGGGGAGAUAUACACACAUCAAGAAAGCUGCAGAUGGAUGUUUCCAUGAAGAAAUCUCUGAAGAAACCAAAAGAGCUGAAACUGAAAAAAAGAGCUCCCUCCCUUUCUUCACUCAUUUUCCAUUCACAAACUCUGAAAGAGAUAAAGGCAACCCAAUGAAACCACAGAGAGGCAGAAGAGAACAGGCAGAAGUACAGAACAGAAAUGGAGAAGCUGACCACGACUCCACCUUUUCUCAUCCCAGAUUUCCAGCGUGAAGCAGGCCCAAGGGGAGAAGCUUUAACCUUAAAUUUUCACAUUUUGGCCGGGCAUGGUGGCUCACACCUGUAAUCGCAACACUUUGGGAGGCUGAGGUGGGCGGAUCAUGAGGCCAGGAGAUCAAGACCAGCUUGGCCAACAUGGUGAAACCCCGUCUCUACUAAAAAUA